Molecule: messenger RNA, 2892 nt
Organism: Cyprinodon variegatus (sheepshead minnow)
Lineage: Eukaryota; Metazoa; Chordata; Actinopteri; Cyprinodontiformes; Cyprinodontidae
Gene: dab2
Product: Dab, mitogen-responsive phosphoprotein, homolog 2 (Drosophila)
Exons: 15
Coding region: 310-2613 (767 amino acids)
Biological process (GO): positive regulation of endocytosis; negative regulation of canonical Wnt signaling pathway; receptor-mediated endocytosis
Cellular component (GO): plasma membrane
Source: RefSeq, a predicted model, not a curated record
AGUGAAGAGUUAAAAGUCUGAGCUGUCUGCCUGCAGUCUCUCCUGUGCCCACGGUAUUUAGCAGAAAAAGUCAGACUCCUGCUCCUUGUCCGAAGCUGGGUUUCAUUUUUCUCCCGUUUGCGCUGCAGAUCCGUGGAGGUGAGACGGCAAAAAACUAAAGUUGUCACACUGCGCGCUUGAACAGGGGAAAGAAGAAGCAUGAGUGGGUGCUAAGAGUCAAAAGCAUCGUUCACAUCUUUGCACCAGAACAGAGCUGCAGCCUGCUUUGCCUCAGAUUGUUGCUGGUCCAGUUAAGUUGGACACCUACACAUGAUGUCUACAGAGGUGGAAAACGGUUUACCAGCAACUGCUGACCCAACCUCCACACCCUCAACCACCGACAACCCGCCCUCCUCUCCUGUGACCACCACACCCAAGACCCUGUUGAAAAAGGAGAAGCGGAAAGUUCAAGAGAAGACAGAUGAGUAUCUCUUGAGCAGGUUUCAAGGGGACGGCGUGAGGUACAAAGCCAAGCUGAUUGGCAUUGAUGACGUCCCAGAGGCCAGAGGAGAUAAAAUGUGCCAGGAUUCUAUGAUGAAACUUAAGGGGAUGGCUGUAGCGGCUCGGUCCCAAGGCAAGCACAAACAGAGAAUUUGGGUCAACAUUUCCAUGUCGGGUCUAAAGAUCAUUGACGAGAAAUCAGGAGUAAUUGAACAUGAGCAUUUGGUGAACAGGAUUUCCUUCAUUGCCAGAGACGUAACUGACAACAGAGCGUUUGGAUAUGUAUGCGGAGCUGAAGGACAGCAUCAGUUCUUUGCUAUAAAAACGGCACAACAGGCUGAACCCUUGGUCAUCGACCUGAAAGAUCUUUUCCAAGUCAUCUUUAACAUGAGGACGAAAGAAGCAGAGUCAUCACAGAAGGCUGAAAAUGGCUCUACAGGCGUUGAGAAUGGAGGUGCCUUGCAAAGUGGAGAUGGUGGUUCAAAAACUGCCCAGCAAGUGGAACAGCAUGACCUUUUUGGAGACAUUACAACUCCUCCAGACAUCAGGUCUCCAAAUGAGUCUAAUGACAUUCUGUUGCUGGACUUUUCUGCUGGAGUAGACAGCAACCAGAAUUGCAUAAAGGAUCUGGCUUUUCUGAACUCCCUUGGCCCAGACUAUGAAACAUCCACAAAUUCUAAAAAUUCUCAAGCUUAUGGCUUCUUUCCUGCUCCAGAAAGUGAUCCAUUUGGUGAUGACCCCCUUUCCAGUCCAACCAAUAAUUUUGAAACCACUGCACAUGCAUCCCCUGCCGGUAACUUUAGCAUUGCUGCUGGCAGCACCAUUAAGACAAAUUUUGAUAGUUUGAAUGGAGAUGUUCAAAACAAUCAGACAAACAUAUUAUCCAGCAAAUCGAUGCUGCUUGCUCUCAACAAUGGACAGUGGCCACUAGGGGGUAGUAUAACACAGGGGAAUGCAAUAACAAUGAUGGAUGGGAAUGAAUGUCAACAAGCAGUCUCAAGCAAAAACCCAUUUUUGGACUCUUGUUUGAAAACGUCUCCUGUCGCUGAGAUAACGGGUCAUCCAGGAGUACCGGCGACUUAUAGCAAUGACUCUGUUGUCAUAAGCCCACCUCCACAGAGCUCUAAGUCCGGACGCGGUCGAAGGAGUGCAAAGUCUGGGUCAAGUGACCUGUUCGGUGCUGACCUGUUUGCUGCUCCUGCUACUUCUGAAACAUCUCAAGUGGAUCUUUUUAACAAUACACCCACAAAUACUGCUCCUUCCACCAUAGCCGCUCUGGGGAAUCUUCAACUAGGUCCACCAGCAACAGGUGUACCUGCCAUAGGCAUGUGGGGUGCCUCUCCUGCAGCUCCGGGGAUGUUCCCCAUGCCAGGAAUGGCUGCUCCCGGCCCUAGACCAAAUUUUCCGCAACAAACCCCCUUUGGCGUUCCCAUGCAGCCCCCAGCCUGGGGGCCGCAGGUGGUACCACAGUUCAGCACCCCACCCCUCUCUCCUCCUCACCUCCAGUGGACUCAGCCUGCUGCAUCCAAUCCUUUCCAAGCAAUGGGAGAACAUGGUCCGUCACGCCCCCCUCCGAGGCCGCCAGUUAAGGAGACCCCACCACGAGUGGAGAACAGUGCCUUCACAGCUCUUGAUCCCCUUGGAGAUAAGGAGAAGAAAACUGGAAAGGACAUGUUCAAAAACUUCCAGCUUGCCAAACCUCCCGCCAUCCCGGCAAGGAAAGGGGAGAUCACGCCAGGCUCUGCUCCACCUCCUAACAAGGAGGCAGGAGCAUUUGAUGAGUACUUUUCCAAUAAAGUCGGUCUUGCUCAGGAUGCUGCAGACCAUGACGACUUUGAUAUUAAUCAGAUAUCCUCACUUUCUAAUAAUGAUACUCCAAACCCAACUUCUGCAGCAGCUCCACCUCCAAGUUUUACUCCUAACCUACUUGAUGCUGCCUUCUCUUCGGCUCCAGUCCCUAAGAGCUCAGAGCCAACAGUGGGACAAGGCCUAAGUCAGGAUAUGUUUGAUCAAGCUUUUGGUGCUCCAGAUUCCAAUCCUUUUGGAGCACCCCCUGCAGCAAUGACAACUGUUGCUCAGUCUUCUGUUUCCACGGGGGCUUUUGGAGAUGCUUUUGGGAAUCCUUUUGCUUGACCACAGCUUCUAUUUAAAGAGGACAAAUGAAGAUCUUCACCUCAAAUGUGCUGACAGGACAAGCUGCUCCAUGCAAGACAAUCCAAAUGAACUCUUCUUAUUCUUGUCCUGUCUCCGAAACACUUCUCUUUUUUUAAACACAACUGAUAGCUCUUGUUCAUGUUUGACUGAUCAACUUGGUAAAUGUCUUGGUAUGAUCUUCUGAAAGGAAAUUGUUCUGUGAAAAUGUUUAGAUGUUCACUGCUAAUGCUGUCUUUACUAAAGAAAUAAAUGUGUAAU